Messenger RNA from Aspergillus sclerotioniger CBS 115572, 1587 nucleotides. Its product is annotated as lanthionine synthetase C family protein. The record is from RefSeq and is a predicted model, not a curated record. The coding region runs from base 1 to 1587 and encodes 528 amino acids. Lineage: Eukaryota; Fungi; Ascomycota; Eurotiomycetes; Eurotiales; Aspergillaceae. Gene Ontology annotation, biological process: peptide modification; carbohydrate metabolic process. The transcript has 4 exons. Gene Ontology annotation, cellular component: plasma membrane.
AUGACAACCGCGGAUCUGCCUCAGUAUUACGCAAAUACUUUGACCCCACUAGAUAUAAACAAACGGUCCUUGGUGAACGCCCUCAAGGAACUACAAGUUGCUGUUAGUCGUGGGGCUAGUCUACUGCAAGAGAGUUGUCCUCCUCAGAACGACUGGGGGGCGACCUACGACACGGGCUGUUACGUGGGAUUUCCAGGGAUUGCGCUUGCCUUCCUUCGACUGGACCAUCAGGUUAAUGCGCUGAGCAGCCAAGACGUUGGACUUCCCCUUGACUUUCGCAGGCUUGCAGAUGAGCGGAUCCUACCACACGGGCCAGAUGUGCCAUUCUCGCCCGAAAGAGUAUCUCCCUUUGGUUCAUCCAGCGUGCUAGUGGGGCCCUUGAUGCGGAUUCUUGCAUCUGCACAACCAGGCGCAUCGAUUUCUGAGGCCGAUAUUGAAUGUCUCCGGAAUGUUGUGCAAGUGGCCCUCAGCAAUAGCCAUAUGCUGCCCCAUGGUGAUCGGCUGAUUGGUACCGACGAAGUCUUGUAUGGUCGGGCAGGAGUCCUGUGGGUUGUACUCAGUAUCAGAGCCCACAGGUAUGACGAGCAAACUACGGGCCUUCUGGCGUCCGUCUUUAAAACCGUCCCAAAGCUUGUCGAUGCGAUUAUUGAAGGAGGACUCCAAGGCAGAAAAGACUACACAAAGAAAUAUGGGGAGAAAGAUGCGUUGCCAUUGAUGUGGCACUGGCAUGAAGACCGGUACGGUCUUGGAGCUGUACAUGGAAUGUCCGGCAUAAUUGCAGCUCUCCUUGCCUGCAACCCAGAGGAGCUUAACGACGGUGCUUCGCGCAAUUACUUGCCCCUGAUAGCGGAUACUAUCUCAAAACUCUGCAAGAUAUGCAUAUUUCGUAACGGUCAUCUCCCAACGAACCUUCCUGACCGUGGGCCUUCGUCCCGUCGCUCCUCUCCCCUUGUCCAAAUUUGUCAUGGUAGUCCUGGCAUCCUAACACUUAUGGCAAGCGCCAGAAGGAACAUACCCCUAACAUCCAACUUCUGGCAGCCCGAGUGGGAUAUGGCAAUUCGACUGGCAAGCGAGAGGGUUUGGGAGGAAGGGCUACUUUCUAAAGGUGGCGGGAUCUGUCAUGGUAUCACCGGUAAUGCAUGGUCACUGUUACUUCUCCACGACAGCUUUCAGUACGAUAAGAAAGAGAUGGAGACCGCUAAACGCAACUAUAUGGGACGGACGCAAACCACCAAUACGACAGCAGUGGAAAGCGGACUUACCGGUGACUAUUUCUUGUCAAGAGCGCUGUCGCUCAUGCUGCAUGCACGGGAGACUCCUCCUUACCAUAACCCGACGUCGCCGGCUUCUAACAUCUAUCGAAUGCCUGAUCAUCCAUUCUCCCUCACAGAAGGUCUGGCAGGCGUUGUCUGUGCGUGGGCAGAUGCAUGUGUGACUGUGCAGAUGAGACUCCGAGACAUGCUUCUCCGGGAGAAAUGGCCGGACAGUGGUUCAUCUUUGAAGGCAGACCCAACAUUUCAAGACCUUGAAACUUUGCGGUUAGGGAUCCCGACCCUUGCCUACCACCGAGCUGCGGUGUUGCCUUAG